CUCAUAUAUGCGCUGUUACUUCGCCGACACUCGCCUUUCUCUGGCAGCCACACCCUCCCAUCUUCAUCUCCAUCUCUCACGCGUGCAGCUGUGACCGUCGGGCGGUGCGUGCGUCUCCGUGUCGGGCACCCGCAGCAUCAGCAACACAAAAGGGUCGGAGCUGGAGCUGGGUUUACCUCAGCGCGGAUCGGAAGGAGGGGAUCGCGUUUCCGAGCAAAGAGAGAAGGCGACAGGGCAAGUUCCAGCCGUUCAGACGACUGUUUGGGAAGAAGAAGAAAAGACAGGCGAGAGAAGGCUUUGAUGGAGCAGAGCUAAAAACCAGUUUUUCCACAGGGGAAGUGUGCAAUGGCGUUACAUCUGAUGAGGAGUCCGAUCAAAAUCUGAGGGAGUUGAAUCCCAUCGGAUCUCGAGCUCUCUCACACGACAGCAUCUUCAUUCCAGAGGAACCGGUGAAGGAGGCUGGUCUGGAUCACAGCAUGUCCCAGGAAAACGUGUCGGAUAAAGUUAGGAAUCUGCAGAGGCAGAUAGCACAAGGUAUAAAGUUUGGCCAAAGGCCUCCUUCUCUGAGAAGAAGUGAGGGAGAUGAGGGCAGCUCAGAUGAGGAAGAGGUUCCGCGUAGCCCUCUGAAAGUUUUGGCCCAGGUAGAAGCGGAGCCACCAGGAACAGAGCCAAAGCAGGUCCAGGGAGGUCAGCCAUUUGGACCACCCAGCCCCCCUGUGAAGUCUCCAAGGUCCAAACGAGUUCUUCCACUCACUGGCACGAUUGAGUCCAUCAACCUUGAUGCCGUCCCUCAGUCUGUUCCUCGCUUAGACAACGCUGCCGCCAAACAUAAACUCUCCGUCAAGCCGAAAAACCAGAGGAUUUCCCGCAAGCACAGACGAUUCACACAGGACCUCCAAGAGGUAUCCAUUCCUGGUUUGGUCCAAGAUGACCUCGAAGCAGCUGGCGUCUCCACAGACGACCAGCGUAGAGCGUCUGUUGAGUCCCUUGAAAGCUUCAAGAAACAAAGACUCCAUGAGGAGGAAAGACAGGAGGCGAGGAGGAUGAGAGAGCUUGAGGAGCUGAGGUUCAGACAGGAGGAAGAAGAGAGGAAGAGGAGAGCAGAGGAGCUGAGGCUGCGUGAACUGGAGGAGGAGAGAUGUCGUAUGCAACAGCAGGAAGAGGAAGCAAGGAGGCUGCGCGAGGAGGCAGAGAAAAAGAGGAUGGAGGAGGAGGAAAGGAGGAUCAGAGAGGAAGAGGAAGCAAGGAGACUGCUAGAGGAGGCAGAGAAAAAGAGAAUGGAGGAGGAAAGGAGGAUCAGAGAGGAGGAGGAAAGGAGGUUCAGAGAAGAAGAGGAAAGGAGGAUCAGAGAGGAGGAGGAAAGAAGGCAAGAGGAAGAGCGCAUGAGAAGGCUGGAUGAGGAAAGGAGGAUGCGAGAAGAGGAGGAGUGUCGGCAGCGGGAAGAAGAGGAAGAAAGGAGACGACUAGAAGAACAAUGGAGGAAAGAGGAAGAGGACAGGAAGAGGCAAGAGAAGGAGGAAAGGAGGAAACAUGAGGAAGAGGCAAGGAGGCAGCAGGAGCUUGAGGCUGAGAGGAGGAGGAAGCUGGUAGAAGAAGAGGAAAGAAAGAAAGAGGAGGAAGCAGAGAAACUGAGGUUGUGGGAAAUGGAAGAAAAGAAGAAAAAGGUAGCAGAGGAGAAGUGGAAAAAGGAGGAAGAGGAGCAAAGAAGGAUGUCAUUGGAGGAGGCUGAUGGGACGUUUGACCCACAAGAGAUGAAGAGGAGAGCUGAAGAGCUACGCUGGAGGGAAAUGGAGGAGAGACAGAGGCCAUUUACUUUUAAAGUGUCCUCUGGUGAGAAACAGAUUCUCUUCCAGAAGGUCAAUCUGACGCCUGUUACGCCGGCCUCCAGCCACCAGAGCGCUGCUGUCGCUUAUCAAAGAGAUGGAGCAAAGGCUUCCUCCUCUGAAGGACCAGACUCCCCCAACCUGCCAGCAUCUCCAUAUGUCCCCCAUACAGCCAUCCUAGUGACAGGCGCCCAGCUAUGUGGGACGGCUGUCAAUUUAGACCAGAUCAAAGACACCGCCUGCAAGUCCCUACUGGGUUUGGGAGAGGAUAGAAAGGCCCAAGGAACACCGCCAACAAAGAGCAAGACUUCCCCAGAACGCAAGUCUGGAAAAACCAAAUCACUCAAUGAGUCUGCGCUCUCUACCGAUCAGUCCAGUGCAGCUGUCCUGGCAGAAUGGGCAAGCAUCAGAUCAAAGAUAUUCAAGGGGGUAGAAGAGGGGAAGUACGGCGAGUACCCAGAGCCGAGCAGGAGCCAGUCUCAGUCCAGCGCUGAAGAACAGCCUUUGUUUGCUCACACGAACCUCAGGAAGACCAUGUCUGCUAGCGCCAAGUUCUCCAUCACCCCUGCAAGGAAGAAGUUUGGAGAUUCAAAUAGGAACUCUGAGGUGUUUGGUGCAGAAGAUAAGGAAGCAGGAGAGGAGGUUGCCCCACCUGGAAGCCCCACUGUAGCUUCUCCCUCUCCAUCAAGUAAACCUCAGAACAGGACAAGUAAAAGUGUCCGCAUCAUAGAAAGAGGGUCAGAUGAGUGUAUGUUUGCCAAAGACCUUCCUUCUUUCCUGGUUCCCAGUUCUGAAAUUCAAUCUGAAGAGGCAGAGUCGAAGAGCAGAGUUCAGAGUGAAACGGAGACAUCUGAAAGCAGAGUGGAGGGAGAGGAGCAGGGCCAGGACAGUGAGGAGAAGCCUUCUCCUUUUGGCAUAAAGCUGAGGAGGACCAACUACUCUCUGCGUUUUCACAGCGAGCAGUCCACAGAGAAAAAGAAGAAACGCUACAGUGCUGGGGACAGCUUUGAUGGCGUCCCCUCGCCUCUUACCCCCAUUGAGCCAGACUCUGAUGCCUCUUCUGUCUUUUCUGACAAAUCAAGCCCCACGUCACCUCAGAAAGAAGGCGCGGUCAGCAAGUAUUUACAUGCAUCUGCCUCUCCUGCCUUCCCACGGGGUAAACUGACUAAGUCUACCAGCCCGACUCCACACAGUGAGGGUGAGAAAGUGUUUUCCAAGCCACCGCUUUACCGCAGACCAGUGACAUCACCUAAGCCUACAGGUGCGGCCCCAACACCUCCUCCGUCACCGCUACCUAAGGUGGCUCAUGAGUCUCCCAGUGAUGAUUCAGUGGAGAGUACAAUGGGUGUGGAUUCAUCCAUCCAGGAGCAAGCCGGAAGGAGUGAGGAACCUUCAGCCCUGCUGCACAAGAGCAGCCAAAGUCAUGUCCAAGGGGAAGAAGAGCCGAAGGAGAAGAGAUCAUUCUUCCCCUCCAUUAACAUACCCUGGAGGGAAAAGGCAGACAGAAAGACAGAGCUCAUCAGGAAAGAAAAACCAUCCCUACAGAGCAGGCACUCACUGGACAGUGCGAGGGUCCAGGAGAAGGAGGCUGGACCUUUGUGGAUCACACUGGCUCUUCAGAAGCAGAAAGGCUUCAGGGAGCAGCAGCAGAACCGGGAGGAGCGUCGUAGCCAAAGAGAGGCCAAGCUGGCAGAAAAACAAGCUAAAGAGCGAGACAGUGUUACACUGGUGAGCCCCACAGACAGCAAAGGAAGUGGAAGCACCAGUCCUUCUUCUAAACCUCAGACGCCAGAGGAGCCCAAGAGACCGGAGAGCCUCCUGGGAAAAUUUGAACGCCGGGAGCACCUAAAGAAGGCCAACACUCUACCGAGCUCUGUCACUGUCGAGAUUGCGGACUCUACACCGUCGCCACCUGCUGUCAAAGAGGUGUCAAAGCGCUUCCCCUCCAGUGACUCUCCGCAGGUUUCCACAGAGCCGGCCUGGCUUGCUCUGGCCAAACGAAAGGCCAAAGCCUGGAGCGACUGUCCUCAGAUCAUCAAAUAACACCUCGAACCACCAGCUACACACGACACUCCGGCCUGCAUCAAGAGUGUACACUGCCCACAGACUCUGAAACACUUGGAGUGUCACCAUUAACUGUCCCCCCCCUCUGAGUACUCCACCUCUCACUUCUCACAAAUGAAAACUCUUCCCGACUGUGAAACCAGUAAAGCUCUCCAUCUCCUCCUAACCCCCCCACAUACACUGGCUGGUACUAUUAUCAUGUUAAAGUGCGCUUCACAUUCACUUAAUCCGAUACAGCCGCACAGAUAUAAACAAUUGAUGCGAGCAUGCACAUACUGUAUAAAAACAUAAAUUAUAUGUCUCUUAAACUCCUGCAGCCAAUCGCAACCAUGGUUGGCCACUGCAAUAGCCAACCUUUUUCUUUUUUUUUUUCCUUUUUUUUUUAAAUUGUGUAGCCAACUGUGUCACCAUGGUUGUAAAUAAAUCAUUUGCUCAACACAAUAUAACACUUCUGUAUUAUAGAGGUGAAGCUCUGAUCUAUGACAGUGUUUAAUCAACAGAGGGUAACUGUCUGCAUCAUGUUUUAAGGGCUACCAGUUUAAACUCAGCACGAACCUGCUUCCGGAAGUGUUACAGGCAUCCCCUCUGUCCUUCUUGGCGUUAUUUAUGUAAAGCAGCAGCUCUCCCUCUCCUGUGUCUUUUCUCUGAGCCUUGUUUUUCAUCUACAAGAGAUGCCUUUUUUUUAUUAACACAUACCGGAAAAUCUUAGCGUAACAAUUCUCACUGUGCCCGUGACGACUGUGAUAGCUGUCCAAGGAGCUAUUGUACAAUUUUGCCAUGAUUUAAAAAAAAGAAAGAAAAAGAAACAUGGUGGGUGCACCUAAACACAGCACUGAAGACCACAAGUGUUACUGGGCAUUUAUGGUGAACCUGCACCUCAUCCUCACAGCUGUGUGACGAUGUCAUUUGGAUUUUUUUAUUUUUAGGCUUCGCUUAUUGGAGACAGACGUGACACCUCCUAGCUGUAGACCUACGACUCUUAUAGCUGUCCUCCUGUAACACGCUCGUCUUAGUAGGCUUGCGCCAUCACUUUCUCUUAAAUGUGAUAUGAUCCUACAUAAUGUAAACAUUUCCUCUAUGAAGAA
This is a messenger RNA of Neolamprologus brichardi, 4972 nucleotides long. RefSeq names its product capping protein inhibiting regulator of actin dynamics (gene cracd). NCBI's taxonomy places the organism in Eukaryota, Metazoa, Chordata, Actinopteri, Cichliformes, Cichlidae. The record is from RefSeq and is a predicted model, not a curated record. Gene Ontology annotation, biological process: maintenance of gastrointestinal epithelium; negative regulation of barbed-end actin filament capping.